Archocentrus centrarchus (flier cichlid) is the source of this 832-nucleotide messenger RNA. RefSeq names its product N-terminal glutamine amidase 1 (gene ntaq1). The transcript has 7 exons. The record is from RefSeq and is a predicted model, not a curated record. Gene Ontology annotation, molecular function: protein-N-terminal asparagine amidohydrolase activity; protein-N-terminal glutamine amidohydrolase activity. The coding region runs from base 47 to 688 and encodes 213 amino acids. Gene Ontology annotation, cellular component: cytosol; nucleus. NCBI's taxonomy places the organism in Eukaryota, Metazoa, Chordata, Actinopteri, Cichliformes, Cichlidae.
UCAUGGACGCGCUACCGGUGGAGCUCUUUCAGCGUAACAGCCGAGCAUGCAGGGGGGAGAGAGAAUCGUACCGAUCCGUGAGGACUGCGUGUACACGAGCUGCUACUGUGAAGAAAAUAUCUGGAAGCUCUGUGACUAUGUCAGAACAUGGAGAACCGCACCGCUCGAACAUCUGCUCGUGGUCUUCAUCUCCAAUGAGAAGAGAAUGGUUCCUCUGUGGAAGCAGAAAUCCGGACGUGGAGAUCUGCCGGUGAUCUGGGACUAUCACGUGAUCCUGCUUCAUGCGGGUCAGUCGGACCCCAUGGUCUACGAUCUGGACUCGGAGCUCUCGUUUCCUUGCAGCUUGAAGCUCUACGCUGCCCAGGCGUUCCGCUCAGACAGUGAUAUCAGGCCCGAGUACCACAGGAAGUUGCGUGUGGUUCCAGCUGACAGCUUCCUGUUGAACUUUGCAUCCGAUCGAUCUCACAUGAGAAACACGGAUGGAUCGUGGAAGAUGCCACCCCCACUGUACCCCCCUAUAUGCACUGCAGACUGCCAGAUGAACCUGGACGACUUCAUCGGCAUGGACCCUGCUGUCGGCUGGGGGAUGGUCUUCAAUAUCGACCACUUCCUGCAGAGAUACUUGGGAAGCCCUUCAUCCUCGUCCUCUUCCUCAUCAGCAGCGAAACCACGGUGUGUUGAAGUGUAGCUUCAGAUGAGCUGAACAGCAAGAGGAGUUGAGGCCUUCCUGUACCUGUUCUGACCAUCAUCAUCAUUAGUUAAUGAGAGUGCUGUUAAGCAUUCACAUUAUUGUUAUCCUUAUCCAUGAUUUUGUGCUACAGAAACUGUUCUG